This is a messenger RNA of Cadophora gregata, 1722 nucleotides long. RefSeq lists its product as uncharacterized. Lineage: Eukaryota; Fungi; Ascomycota; Leotiomycetes; Helotiales; Ploettnerulaceae. The transcript has 2 exons. Bases 1 to 1722 code for a protein of 573 amino acids. The record is from RefSeq and is a predicted model, not a curated record.
AUGACCACUCUCAUUACGAAAUUGGGCGGUGCUCUCCCAGCAAAGCUUGGAAACUACAAGCAGAAGAAGAAGGCACAGAAGGAAUUGUCGCUCACGGAAGCUUUGAAUGAAACGCCCCUACUCGACCCAAUAGAUCUGGACUUAGCGAGGGAGCAGAGAUAUGAAUGCUACCUGCAUUUGCUUGAGCGUGUGAGAGAGACGCGUCUCCAGAGAAACAAGCAAGGACUCGGAGAGGCAGACAACUAUGAUCAGUUUUAUCAGCUUUCGAGGGCACAACGGGAAGCUUGUUCGGAGUUAAGAAUACACGGGCAUCGGGGUGGUGUUAUUCUUGAUGGGAUAUCUCUUCAGUCACCGUCCCAUGGCUCGGUUCCGGCUGCAACCUCUACUCCUAGCUCUGGAAGUCAGAUCUCGCCUCUUGAUGCUACACAUACGCAUCGCCUGCCUACGGAUGGUGCUUUAGAUGGACGUCCUGAACGUCCGAAUGCUUCGAACGUUCAUGCAACGACUCUGGACACGGCAAAGAUCGGAGCAGUUGGUAACGAGAACAUGCCAGUCAGUUCUUCAAAGGUGACAUCUGCAUCUGUUACUGGAGUCUAUCAGAACAUUGAGGCAGGGUCACAGCAACAUGCCCAGGAAGCUGGCCAGGCGAGUAAGCAAUCAACCAUCAAGGCUUCUCAAGCAACUUCUAGCCAGCAGAUUCGAGAGAUCUUCAGCAGUCAGAUUUCCGAAAAGCUGAGAACUCCGGAUAUUCGACCAAUCCCCGGGUCUUAUUUCCCAAAUUUUAACGAAUUGCAACCAAAAACUGAUUCUAGCUCGAAGGGAUUAUCACCAUUUGGCACAAAAGAGUCUCCUAAGGUUCAUCCCGACGCAGGCCUGAUUGCUUCUCCUCGCGCCUCCUCAGACUACCAAAGUGCACUUGAGAAUCAUUCCCAGGCAAGUUCUGGACAUACGUCAGGCGAAACAGCAUUUCAAAGAAAUGGAGUAGGGUGUCAUGCACCACCCUCGUCCAGUGGGGUACACAACAGAAGUCAUCAAUCAGUUGAAGAAUUUCCAUCGUUCAGACCUUCACUUGCAGCUAUUGCAACCACACCAGGGGAGGAGUCUAAUAUUGAGGUCCUCGGCCACGAGUCAACAGAUCAGUCAGGCCAAGGGCAUAUUGGAGUAGGAGAUGCUUGCACGCCUACCCAUGAAAUGCACAGACCGAAUGCUUGCAGCGAUAUUGAUUAUAAGCAACUACUCAAAGAAGUCAAUAUAUCGGAUCACCUCCCGGAAACAAAGCUGGAAAUAGCAAUAGAACUUGUCGGGAUGCUUCAAGACUUCAUAAGUCAGGCAUUUCAAGAGAAGGCGGACGCUGAGGCUGAAAAACAGUCAGAAAUCGAUAGAUGGGAAGAAUUCUAUCGAAAGAGAACAGACACGGGGUUCCUGUCUUUACUUCAUCCCAAUGAUCAGCUUAUCGAAAGAUUGGAACGACUGACAGAACGCAACCUCCUGGCUCCCAUCAUAAUCUCCAAGUUGAGGCAGGAUAAAGAGACUACCAGAAAGACUCGACAGCUACUUGAUAGGUUAGAAAAGAACUGGCAGCUGAGCGAGGAUGGAACCUUGAUUGGGGAGAGGAACAACUCAAAUGGCACUGGGGAAGCAACGCCGGCUCAGAAAGAUAGAAAAGUCAGCAGGACUUGGACGACUCGGGGGAAGCGGAAAUGGGGCAGCUGGGUGGAUUAG